Polistes dominula (European paper wasp) is the source of this 2292-nucleotide messenger RNA. RefSeq names its product Rad17 checkpoint clamp loader component (gene Rad17). Gene Ontology annotation, molecular function: chromatin binding; DNA clamp loader activity. The record is from RefSeq and is a predicted model, not a curated record. NCBI's taxonomy places the organism in Eukaryota, Metazoa, Arthropoda, Insecta, Hymenoptera, Vespidae. Gene Ontology annotation, biological process: mitotic DNA replication checkpoint signaling; DNA repair; DNA damage checkpoint signaling.
CUUAAUUAAAAAAUUUUUAUUUUCUUGGUAAACAAAUUUAUUUCAUUUUUGUAACUAAAGAAAUAUCGCAUGUUUAAUAACUAAUUCAAAUAUAUUCUAAUAUAUAUAUAUAUAUACAUAUGUGAUUUAAUUGUAAUGAAAAAAUCAUUUUUGAAUUUUUUAUAAUAGUAUACGUUUUUUCUGCUCGACGUAAGCGGAAAGCGGCAACUUCGUUUUGAACAGCGGGAGAAAAGUUGACGCUUUUUGCCCGGAGGGAAGAAAAAUUACUUUAAUCCUUAAAUAAUUUAAACAAUUGAACAACUGUAAUUAUUAAUAUUGACCAAUUUAACGUGUUUAUUACAAUUUAUAAAGUACAUAUUUAUAAUAAUUUAAUAAUUAAUUUGAUACAAUGUGUGAUGUAGAGUUUAUUACAUAAUGUUUUUAAUACAAUUAUAUAGCUUCUUAAAACGAAAAGUAUGACUUAUUUGUAAUUGAUUUAUAAACACAAUAUAAUAAUAUUAUAAAUAAUACAGAUUAUUCGUUCCAUCUUUUUGUUAGAAUAAGUCUUAUGUUAUACAGUUAUAAAGAAAAAAAAAGUACUUUAGGAACUAGUAACUUAAUAAGAUUAGUUUCGAUAUAUAUAACUAUGUGUACCUUAACCUAACUUUUGGAUUAUCAAAACAAGCAUUUCCAAGUUAUGUUAUGUUAUCUUUGUAAUUUGUCUAAAAUCGUUUUACUUAAUAAAGUGUUUUAUAAAAAUUCUAAGAAAAUAUACAAUUAUAUACAGUAUUGUUAAUUAAUCAUUAAAUAAAUAAUUGUUGUAUAAAAUAUAAUUAUAUAUUUUUUGAAAACUCAAUGUUUUGACAUGAGUAAUAAAAAGUUAAAUAAUGGCUGGCUAGUGCCAUCAUUUGAUUGUGAUACUACAAAUGAAAAAUCUAUUAAGAAAAGAAAUUAUUCUCAAAGAUCUAAUGAUCAUAUAGAAAUUCUUCAUAAUAUUUCUAACAAAAGAAAAAAUAUUUAUAAUAUAUCAACAUUAUUAUCUAAUUGUGAACCAAAAACACAAGCUGAAUUAGUUAUUAGCAGGCAAAAGAAACAAGAAAUUUUAAACUGGUUGGAAAACAAAGCACAUAGAGGACAACCAACCGUAUUAGUUAUUUCUGGUCCAUCGGGUUGUGGAAAAACCAUUUCUAUCAAAUUAUUAGCAAAAGAGUGUGAUUAUGAAGUUACAGAAUGGAUAAAUUCGAUAGAUCAGUUAAUGGAUGAGAAUAAUAGGAUAAUAACACAGAGUGAUAAAUUUGUGGACUUCAUGGUGAGAGCUACUCGAUACAAUUCAGUAUUAACCAAUUAUUCUAAACGACUUUUAUUAGUUAAGGAUUUUCCUAACAUAUACUACGAAAAUAAAGAAAGUUUUCAUUCGAUGUUAGAAAAAUACUUUGAGUUAGGAAGAGAUCCUAUAGUAUUUGUCUGCACAGAUACAGAAGGAAAUUCUAAAUUAUUACACACUCUAUUCGUACCGCAUAUAAGAGAAAAAUUUGAUAUCAAUUUCAUUAGUAUUAAUCCCGUUACACAAGUAGCUAUGAAAAAUAUGUUGAAAAGAGUAUCACCGAUAUUAAAUUCUAAAGCUGCAAAUAUGUUACACAUAACUCAAGAACAUAUCGAUGAGAUUUUAUCUAACAGUAUUGGUGAUGCUCGUAACACUUUAUUGAAUAUCAUAUUUAUUUCACUUAAAGUAUCGAAAGAACUGAUGAAAAAUGAAUGCACUAAUCGUAGUGAGAGUUUGGGAUUAUUACAUGGAAUUGGUAGAGUUAUUAAUCCUAAAAGGAUACAAGAGGAAAAUUCAUGGAAAUUUGUUCAUAAUCCUGAUGAAAUAGCUGAAUAUUUUCAAUCACAAUCAACUACAUUCCUAUAUUUUCUUCAUGAAAAUUAUAUGAAUACUAUUAGAUUGAUUGAGGAAUCUGAUAUAAGUGCUAACGUUUUAAGUUUAGGUGAUGUUCUGAAUACAGAAUGGCGUGAUUUUAAUUUGAGUAAACUUAGUUUGUCUCUUUGCAUACGUGGUAUAAUGGUAGCUAAUGAAUCGCCUAUAAGUGGAUGGAACCCAAUACGGAAACCACAGUUUGACAAAAAUUCUACAGGAAAUUCUUUAAACGAUGCAGAAACUAAGUGGUACAAGUCACUAAUUGAUAAAGAUAAAGAUAAAGAUAAAAAUACAACGGUUACGUCUGAUGUUGAAAUGGAUGAAAUAAGUGAUUAAAAUAUUGUAUCCAAUACCUGAAAUUUGAAAUACGUUUAAAUAUAAUAUUUUUUAUUUUUGUA